Tilletiopsis washingtonensis is the source of this 1410-nucleotide messenger RNA. Its product is annotated as tryptophanyl-tRNA synthetase. Bases 33 to 1247 code for a protein of 404 amino acids. Gene Ontology annotation, biological process: mitochondrial tryptophanyl-tRNA aminoacylation. Gene Ontology annotation, cellular component: mitochondrial matrix; mitochondrion. Gene Ontology annotation, molecular function: ATP binding; tryptophan-tRNA ligase activity. The record is from RefSeq and is a predicted model, not a curated record. Lineage: Eukaryota; Fungi; Basidiomycota; Exobasidiomycetes; Entylomatales. The transcript has 5 exons.
GACCACUCCAUCCUUCGCGCCCCUCGUCUGCCAUGCUCGCCCGGGCGCCUGCUGUGCGCGAGGCUCGGCGCGCAGCGAGCGUUGCAGCUCGCGCUAGCACGAGCCGUGCCGCAUCGUCGUCGCCGUCGCCGUCGAGCGCUGCCGCUGCGCCGCCGCCGCCCCGGCGCAUCUUCUCGGGCAUCCAGCCGACGGGCGUGCCGCACCUGGGCAACUACCUCGGCGCGCUGCGCUCGUGGCUCGAGCUGCAGCAGGCCGACGCUGCCGCUUCGGCGCCGGAGCAUGCUGCAGCUGGUGCGGCAGCGUCUGGGCCGGCCGGCUCGACCCACGUCUUCUUCUCCAUCGUGGGACUGCACGCCCUCACCGUGCCGCAGGCCGGCAAGCAGCUGCGCCGUGAGCGCCGUGCGAUGCUGCGCUGCUUGCUGGCCAUCGGCAUCGAUCCGGCGCGCUGCACGUUGUUCCAUCAAGAGCAGGUGCCCGAGCACGCCGAGCUCGCGUGGAUUCUCAACUGCCUCACGAGCGUCGGCAAGCUGAAUCGCAUGACGACGUGGAAGGGCAAGCUCGCGACGCUCCGAGGCACCGACGCCGCGGCUGGCGAGCCGGAGAUGGAGCAGAUGAACCUGGGCCUGUAUGCGUAUCCGGUGCUGCAGGCCGCCGACAUUCUCCUCUACAGAGCCACGCAUGUGCCCGUCGGCGAGGACCAGCUGCAGCACCUCGAGCUCGCGCGCGACAUUGCGCACGGCUUCAAUCGGCAGUACAAGACGUCGCUCUUUCCCGCUCCCGCCCACAUCAUCACGCCGACAAAACGCGUCCUCUCCCUGCGCGACCCGGCCCAGAAGAUGUCCAAGUCGGCGCCCGACGCGAGCUCGCGCCUCUUGCUCACCGACUCGCCCGCCGAGGUGCGCUACAAGCUGAAGCGCGCGGUCACCGACAGCGAGCGCGAGCUCGUGUAUGAUCCCGCCGAGCGGCCUGGCGUGUCCAACCUCCUGCUCAUGCUCUCCAGCCUGCGCGGCACGACGCCCGAGCACGAAGUCGCGGCGCUCAAUGCCGCUGGCGGUGGCGCCGGCCGGCUGAAGGAGGCCACGACGGAGGCCGUCGUCGAGGCGCUGCAGCCUAUCCAGGCUGCGCUGCGCCGCCUGGACGACGACCCGGGCUACGUCGACGAGGUGGAGCGCAGCGGCCGCGAGCGCGCGCGGGCCGAGGCGCGGCGCACGAUGGCUGCCGUGCGGCAGCUUGUGGGCUUCGGCUAGACGCGCUGUAGGUAAUCAAAUGCGGGCCGGGAACUGUACAAGAUGGUGAGGUGAGAGAAGUGAGUCGUGGUAUGUGCGGGCGGCGUCUAGAGGGCCAUGUUCUGGUCGGCCGAGUUGGCGCGCAGGUUUGUCGGUGUGCGCGACGUCGCCGACGGGAAGAGCG